AAUAAAACGUUGUAUGAAAGUUGACGACUUCUGUCUGUCAUUUACAAACUUUGACGUUUAUGGUUGGGCGUGUUUUGUAUAUUUUACAAAGCGUUUGUGUUGUAUUGGAUUAUGAAUUAGCAUUAUUUUGUGAAAAUGACUAAAUCAAAAACAGGAUUAUUUGCUUUGGGAUUUUUUGUUUUUGCCGCAUUAUUUAUAAUAAUUGCCUUCGUUAGUCCUUACUGGUUAGUAACUGACGGAAAGCUAAAAAACCCGAAGUUUCUAAAAAUCGGUUUGUGGGAAGUAUGUUUCAAUGGUUUUGAAGAAGUACAUCACUGGUACGAUACAGUAUUCAGUGGAUGCUGGUGGAUAUUUGAAGAAGAGUAUUAUAUCAUACAUGACAUACUACUGCCCGGCUUCUUUAUAGCGACACAAUUCUUUUUUACGAUCUCUAUGUGUUGUGUCAUAUUAUCAUUGUUUCUUUCAUACCUUUAUAUGAAGAAGGACAGAGAUGAUGACAAAUACUUGACGCUUCUGGUGACUUUAGGCACAGUGCUUGUAAUUGGAGGGUUUUCAGGCAUCAUAUCUGUGGUUACCUUUGGAGCUAGAGGAGAUGGGCGAGAUUGGAUGCCUAAUUGGGAGCAUAAUGACUUGGGAUGGGCCUUUGCUAUGGGGGUCAUAGGUGUUGUGUUCCUGUUCCCUGCUGGUAUACUCUUUUUGGUUGAGGCCCGGGUACAAAAAUACAAGAGACUUCAUGAAAUGCAAAGCCGAGAACCCUCUUCAUAUACAAUGCAUGAAAGGAAAACUGGUUAUGCAGGAGGUCACACAGACAUAUAAGAAUUGUGUCUUAAAACUUUAUAAAUGCAGCUGCUGCAAAAGUAGUUCAUAAUUAUAAAUAAUUAAUUGUCCGUCCAAAAUUUUAAUCUUGCUUUAAAUAUGUGUUUAAGAAAGUAGACUGACACUUUGUAUGAUAAUUUCAUUUACCAGGAUAUAGUUUUUUUGCCCAAUUUUUAUAAGAGAUCUUUGAAAUAGUAUAAGGUUUUUAUAGUGCAGACUUAGAAUAUAGUAAGUAGUAAGUACAUAUAAAACUAUUGCACAAUGCUUUUUGGCAUACUGUUUCCUGCCACAAAAUAGAAUACUACAUUUUAAAUAUUAAAACUUAUUUACUUAUUACUUUUAAAUAAGGAGAAUCUCUUUAUAUGUAAAUCUAGUAGCUCUCAUUUUGCUAAAAGUAUUAUAUCUCUUUAUUGUGUCCCUAUUUUACACAGGGGCGAAUUAAAAAUAUGAACAAGACCAAAUGUUGAAUUGAAUAAAAUAUAUUGAUCAUAUACAUAAUACAGACAUAAAUCAAAUUGGAGAUUCAAUGUAAAAUCAUUAAAAAAUAAUGAUAAUGUAAUAUACUUUUUCAAUAUUCAGGCUCUAUUGUAUAAUAUUUAUAACAUAGAGUGUGACAACAGUGAAUUCCAAAAAGAGAUGUUGCCAAUUUGUUUGUAAUGACUUUUAUUUCCUCAUGACUUCAAUCUUGUAACAGUGUUAUUUUUAAUGUAAUUGAUCACCUGUGUUUUUUUCAUUAUAUGUAGGUUUUAUUUGUGUAAGUAACAAUUUUUGUUAAUAUCACAGUCUAAUCAGAUCUAAUAAUCAAUUAAUAAUGUAUCAAAUGCCAAUUGCUGGAUUAUUAUCAGAUAGUUUAUACUUGAGGUACUUACUUAAAAAACUUAAAAAGUAUAUAAUAUAUACAUCUGAAUUUACAGCAUAUAAUAUAUGUAAUAUAUCUUACAUCAUAUAUAUUUGUAUACCGAAGUGCCUAUCAAAUAUAAUAACUAAC
Trichoplusia ni (cabbage looper) is the source of this 1804-nucleotide messenger RNA. RefSeq lists its product as uncharacterized. The transcript is spliced from 3 exons. NCBI's taxonomy places the organism in Eukaryota, Metazoa, Arthropoda, Insecta, Lepidoptera, Noctuidae. The record is from RefSeq and is a predicted model, not a curated record. The coding region runs from base 136 to 816 and encodes 226 amino acids. Gene Ontology annotation, cellular component: membrane; septate junction. Gene Ontology annotation, biological process: regulation of tube size, open tracheal system; septate junction assembly.